CCAGGCCUUCCGGAGCUCCAUGCGCACGAACCCACCGGACGGUCGAAACCUCUCCGCCCCUUCUCCCCGCCCCGCCGGAGCAUGUGCUUCCGGACUGGGCGGGGAGAGGGCAAGGGGAGGUUCCGCUUCUUCGAGGGCAGAUGCUGGCGGCGGAGCUUCCGCUGCGUCCGGGGGGAAGAUGAAUUAUAUGCCCGGCACCGCGAGCCUCAUCCAGGAUAUCGACAAGAAACACUUGGUUCUCCUCCGAGACGGCAGAACGUUGAUAGGAUAUUUACGAAGCAUUGAUCAGUUUGCCAACUUGGUGUUGCACCAGACAGUGGAGCGCAUUCACGUGGGCAAAAAGUACGGUGACAUCCCCCGCGGCAUCUUUGUGGUGAGAGGCGAGAACGUUGUUCUUCUGGGAGAAAUUGACCUAGAGAAGGAAACUGAUACCCCAUUGCAGCAAGUGUCCAUUGAGGAGAUCCUGGAAGUACAACGGGUAGAGCAACAAACGAAGCAGGAGUCGGAGAAGCUAAAAGUGCAGGCGCUGAAGGAGCGAGGCCUCUCCAUCCCCCGGGCUGAUACCCUCGAUGAAUAUUAGACAGUCUGUUUGGACAGGCAGCUGCAUCCGUGCAGCAUUUGAACUGAUGGGGUUUUGUGUUGAUCUGUCCUUAUGACCAAGGACUGGCGGUUGUUUUUUUUUAAUUUGUGUUCUUUUUGGGGGGGGAGGGGGUGCAGGACACAAGUUAAUCAUGGCUUUUUGCUUUCUCAUUGCAAAAUCAUGGUUCCUGACGACCUAAGCACUGCUGGAUGUCUCAUGUAAACCAAAUGUUGAUAGAGCAGCUAUAUGGCUUGGGAUAAAACUUCUUUUUUUUAAGUUGACUUUCUUUAUCUGUGUCACUAGAGGAGGUGGAAUGACACCUCCUGACAUGUAAAUAAAAAAAAACCCCGCAGUGAUUCAAA
Messenger RNA from Heteronotia binoei (common prickly gecko), 942 nucleotides. RefSeq names its product LSM1 homolog, mRNA degradation associated (gene LSM1). Gene Ontology annotation, molecular function: RNA cap binding. Gene Ontology annotation, biological process: deadenylation-dependent decapping of nuclear-transcribed mRNA. The transcript is spliced from 4 exons. NCBI's taxonomy places the organism in Eukaryota, Metazoa, Chordata, Lepidosauria, Squamata, Gekkonidae. The coding region runs from base 20 to 580 and encodes 186 amino acids. The record is from RefSeq and is a predicted model, not a curated record. Gene Ontology annotation, cellular component: P-body; Lsm1-7-Pat1 complex.